CUAAGAAUAUGUGGGAUGUCAUUGGAGAAGGUUCUUUUUGCUGAUAUUCAUUUUGGGGAUAGUGCUUGUGCACCUAUUCAAUUUUUUUAAAAGGAUGGAUUCAGAUGAGAACGUCAUUCCUAAAGCAGGAGGGUCCCACACAUCCUCUAGUGCCAUAAGCAUUCCCGAAGAAAAUGGAAAUACAAAUGAGUUUAACAAGGCUCAAAGUUCGCACUUGUUCCUCAAAUCCUGUUCUAAGGUGGAACUCGUUCAUGCAACUGCUGAGAAAGAGAAGAAACAACUUAGUUGCUCAAAAUUUAAGAUUGGAGAUGAAUUAUCAAAAUCAAUUGGCAAAUGCAAGAAACAGGACUUUAAAAAGCACACUUCAAAUCAUUUAGCUUACACCUGCAGCCAAACUUCCAAGCAACCCAGAAAGGAUGAGCAUCCUGUUCGGCUUUCUACUGCAGAUGCCUCUCUGGAACAUGCAAGCACUUGGACCUGUAAGAAUUCAGCUUGUAAGGCUAUUCUUAGUUCGGAGGAUAUAUUCUGUAAGAGGUGUUCAUGUUGUAUUUGCCACCUCUUUGAUGACAACAAAGACCCCAGUCUUUGGCUGGUUUGCGCAUCUGAAUCAGGUGGUGGAGAUUGGUGCGGUUUGUCUUGCCACAUAGAGUGUGCACUUCAAUGCCAGAAGGCUGGGGUUGUUGAUCUUGGGCAAUCCAUGCAGCUUGAUGGAAGUUAUUGCUGUGCUUCUUGUGGAAAGGUUUCUGGCAUAAUAGGGUGCUGGAAAAAGCAGCUCGCAGUUGCGAAAGAUGCUCGCCGCGUAGAUAUUCUUUGCCACCGCAUAUCAUUGAGUUACAGGCUGUUGGACGGCACUCUCCAUUUCAAAGAAUUGCACAACAUUGUAGAAGAUAUGAAGGCGAAGCUUGAGGCAGAAGUUGGUCCUGUUAAUGGCGUAUCGGCUAGGAUGGCGCGGGGCCUCGUAAGCCGGCUUCCUGUCUCCAGAGAUGUGCAAAAGCUGUGCUCUCUCGGAAUUGAGAAGGCGGAAGAGUGGCUCAAUUCCGCUUGCUACUCGCUUACGAAGCAAAGAGAUUCGCUUCCCGCUGCAUGUAGAUUCCAAUUUGAGGAGAUAACAUCAUCUUCUCUUCUAAUUGUUGUGAAAGAACCAUUAUCUUCCUCGCCUUAUGCCAUCAAGGGUUAUAAGCUCUGGUACUGCAAGAACAGGGAGCAGAUUUACCAGAAAGAACCCGUCAUAAUCCCCAGAGCCCAGCGAAGGAUUUUGGUUCCGAACCUUCAGCCGUGUACGGAGUACGCUUUCCGAAUCAUCUCCUUCACAUCGGAAGGGGAUUUGGGAGCCAGGUGCUUCGCCAGGAGCGUCGAGAUAAUUCACAAAGAGAUGGAGCAAGCUGGGACAGAAGGGUGCUCGACCAGCGGCAAGAGAGAUUCCAAGGUCCCAAAUACUGGAUCGUCUGGAUUCAAAGUCCGAAACCUGGGGAAGAUUUUACGGCUAGCUUGGGCUCAAGAAGAGGGUUGCUACGACGACUUCUACAAGGAUGACCUUGAAGAAGAAUCCUGCGAUGGGAGUGGUGCGGCCAAGCCGGACAAUGGCGAAGAGGAUCAAACGGAACCCUCCGUUGUCCGUCAACUUGAUCUGAACGUCGCAUCGGUUCCUGAUCUCAACGAUGAUCUCCCUCCACCCAUGGAAUCGUCACCGGAGAAUGGAUGCACAUCGCAAAAGAAUGGUACGCUAAGGUCGAAUGGCAGCGGAGACUCCCAGACUUACUUACUAAGGGUGGGCGGUGGCGAAAUCCCAGCUGUUGAAUCUCAUCCUGAUUGCCGAAAACUAUCACAGCGUCGACACGAGGAUGCUUGCGAUGGUGAUAGCACGUUGGUCAGCGGAGCUUCCCUCCGGUUUACCUAUGACUCCGGUCAGCUGGACGAUAACUACGAAUACUGCGUCAAGGUGAUAAGAUGGCUUGAGUGUUCAGGACACAUCGAGAAUGGCUUCCGCAUGAAGUUCUUAACCUGGUUCAGCCUCAGGUCCACCGAGCAAGAGCGAAGGGUCGUCGUCACGUUUAUACGAACCCUAAUCGAAGAGCCCAGUAGUUUAGCAGGGCAGUUGCUGGAUGCCUUUUCGGAGAUCGUUAGCUGCAAGAAGCCGCGCAAUGGGUUUUGCAGUAAGCUCUGGCAUUGACAAUAGGAAGCUUACAGUUUACUAACGAAUAGAGAACAGUCUAGAGGGCGAGCACUAUAACAGCUUCAACUUGUGGCUCGGCCAGUAUUAUUUUGCCUGAUUGGGAUUGUUUUUUUAGUAGUUGCAGCCAUUGGUCCUGGAAAUAACAGGUUUUUAUUUUAUUUAUUUUAU
Messenger RNA from Phalaenopsis equestris, 2341 nucleotides. RefSeq names its product VIN3-like protein 1. The record is from RefSeq and is a predicted model, not a curated record. NCBI's taxonomy places the organism in Eukaryota, Viridiplantae, Streptophyta, Magnoliopsida, Asparagales, Orchidaceae. Gene Ontology annotation, molecular function: protein binding. Gene Ontology annotation, biological process: vernalization response; epigenetic regulation of gene expression.